AUGUCCCACUUCUUAUCCAACCCCCUUCAAAAGCCUUACUUGUUUGAGCUACCUCGUCCUCCGCAUCCCUUAACACCUCCAGAAACAGACAACGAUUUCAACUCGCAGCAACACUCAUCAAGUUACGCGCACAAUGUACAUGCUGCAGACGCAGAGCUUGCAUCUCCUUACGCUGCUACAGCGGAGACCCCGGCGCCAUUGUACCGAAAGCCUUCACUUGCAUAUAUCAACUCCAGCGGCCGCGAACAUCGCGAGAGGAUAUUCCAACGUACCGCUAUCAAAUGGCUUGUCGUUGUCAUUCCUCCUGUCUCAUUCGCGAGGGAACGCGGUCGUCUAGGCCAUACACUAUCUUCUGGUACCGCAGGCAGGCUCUCACAAGGUAUUCUUAUGCCUCUAUUUCCCACCAUGGGAGGUCAACUUGGGGCAAUAGCGCGCGAGUUCAAUUUACCGAGCGUCACUGGUUUGUGUCUCUAUCUACACACCAUUCACAAUGGUGUCUCUUUGUACCCUCGAAUCUCGGAUGAGUCUUGGCAUAUACUUUGGGCUCACCUCUUCGAGGCUCGCUCACCUGUGUCUGCGCAACAACAGCUACCCAUCGGCGGUCAGAUCGAGUUCGACAUUGAUCUAGCGAAGGCACGCUGGUAUGAGGCUUGGGUAGCUUCUCCUCGCAAGGAGGCCGCGGAUGUACCCCAUUCGGUAGCUCAUUCUCAACGUCAGUCAUUAUCUCAUUGGCGCGGCGAGAGCAGGACAACAUUCCUGGACGAGGAGAUGGAUGAACAAGUGGACAAUACCUCACAAACACAACACCUGCGGGGGCUCGCAAACGCUCGCAGGACUGGUCCGAAAAAAUUAUCUUUAGUGGAUCGGUUUGAGGUCGCUUCUGUCGUGUCUGGAUCUAGGUUAUUCCGUGGUCCAUCUCCCCCAAGCCCGUCUGAGGAGGCGCAGUUGCGCAGCUUAUCGCCUAUUGUUCAAGAGGAAGAACCGAAGACGGCUCGGAAGGAUAUUGAUACAUUCGUGCACUCAUGGCGCGCAAGCGCAUCCAUAGGUCCAAGCCCGCUGGCUGCUACAGGGCAGACGAGUCUCGAUGCUGCAAAUAUGCCGAAUACAAUGGGAGACAUCGAGACACCCGACGCCCAAUCUGAGCUUAACUUAGACGAUUACGCAUGGUCUAUAUCUUCUGUCGGCCCUCCGGAAUAUGAUAUUGACGACGACGACGCAUCGAUUGUCUGGCGCCUACCCUCGCCCGAUAUCGCACAACGUGCUAUGUCCGAUGUUCCUCCUACACCGUCCACAGCCACUAGCUGGGGUGCCCCGCUGUCUUACCCCCCUUCUCCUCUCGCUGCCUCCGUAUAUACGCCGUCCAUUGGUAUUGCCGAAAGACGUGUGUUCAGUCGUCCUGUUACUCCGUCCACGGCGACUUCCUGGGGACCACCUUCGUACCCUGUCUCUCCGGUCGAUAUUCAGUUCCGCGUGCCCUCCCCCGACGUUGCAGCUCGUGGCUUGCACAGUGCUCCACCCACUCCUUCUACGGCUACUUCUUGGGGUCCUCCAUCGUAUGCACCAUCGCCUGUGCACAGCGAGUUCCGGGUCCCUUCGCCUGAUCUUGGCGCGAGGAGUAUCCUAAGCGUUCCUUCGUCUCCUUUGCCAGUACGACUACGUCCGUAUACGGGUAGUCUCACGGUCGAUUUGACAUCUCGGCUGGAUUCAACACAAAGUUGGUGUCAUGUUUGGCCAUAUCAAACGCAGGAAGUUACUUCGCCUGCAUCCAGAUUGGCGUUUCCAUACUACAAUGCCCGUGGUGGGUCGCCGUGGCCUCACGUUUGGCCAUACCAAAUUCAAGAUGCUACAUUGCCUAUGUCUAGGCUGACAUUCCCGUACCAGAAUGAAACUGCUGUGCCAGAACUACCGUCGUCUGUACCAGUGUGGAAGCAGGUAUGGCCCUACGUGAAGUCUUCCACGAACCUUCCUGAGGCUGCAGAUGGGUCGAAAUAUCCUUACUUCAACCUGUACCCCGCAGUGUAUCCUUCCUUUUCCUUGUACCCUCCUCUGUCGAGAGUCGUGGGUGGAGUCGGCGAGAUGCCACGUGCCGUUCUGAGAGUGACUUACCCUGUCCUCACAAUUUAUCCAGCAGUAUAUCCCCAUUUCGAUAUUUACCCGGCGUUUCCCGAUGAACGAAUUGAGCAGAAGCGGACCCAGAGGACGGUAUGUCCCGUCGAGGCACCUGUCAUUCGAAUGGGAGUGCAGUACCCGGCCUUUGAGCUAUAUCCAGCUGUUUAUCCUUGGAAUUUGCAAAGGAUCUACCCGGAGAGUCGCACCGUCUUUGACGAGGCUUUGUCCAUUGGAGUCAACUCGGUGGAUGUUCGUCUUUCCCUUUCGUAUCCUACAUUUGAUAUCUAUCCAGAAGUAUAUCCACACAACCUGCAAAACAUUUAUCCUAGAGUAGUAAGGGAUAUUGCGCCCGCAGCGAUUGAAACACGACUUCUGAUAUCCUACCCAGCGCUUGAGAUUUAUCCAGCAGUGUAUCCCCACAAUCUUGCACACAUUUAUCCCAGCUCUGCGACUUUGAAUGAUUUGAUCGAGAAAGAUAUCACGUAUGUUAAUGAACGGGUUGUGCCAUAUCCCAGGUUCAACAUAUAUCCCGCCGUCUAUCCUCAUAACCUUUCUGAGAUCUAUCCAUUGUUGACUGCGGAUGAACUUGUUGUCCUCACCAAAUCUUCCCCACUCUCUGAGACAGACGUCGUGGUUAGCCUUUAUACUGAAUACCCAGCAGUUGUGCCGUAUCCAGCAAUUUAUCCUUGGAACCUGGAGAACAUCUACCCGCCCUCUCAUUUUGUUGAUAUGUCUACGACUGUGCGCAAAAUUAGCUCGAUAUCUCUUGCGCUCACCGACUAUCCGAUCUUACGCCCAUACCCUCCAGUGUACCCACACAAUCUAGAACAUAUUUACCCUCCUCCCACACUAGCAAAUGUUUCGAGCUCCCAAGGAGCUAUAUCUACGGCAUUGACCGUUUCGUAUCCACACUUUGAUAUUUAUCCUGCGAUCUACCCUCAUAAUCUGACAUGUAUCUACACUUUCGCAUCAUCCGCCGAUACAUCGUCCGGGCAAGCAUGCAGUUUCCCGAUCACCACAGCGAGUAUAUGCGUGACUUUGACUAAUUAUUAUCCAUAUGUCUCCCCGUAUCCCAACAUGUACCCUUUCCUGGAAAUCUACCCAAACGUGCCACCCAACAUAACCGGAAAGCCUAGAAUAAAUAUUAAAGCAAAUUCAUAUCCCGUUUUUGAUAUUUAUCCAGCAUUGUAUCCAUUCCUAACCAUUUAUCCACGUGUCUGGACGGUCCAGGACUCGACUACCGGCACGACUACUCAGCACCUUUCGCGGAGGAAGCCACGAUUCAGCCACUCGCAGCUACAUGAUAUGGUGUUCCCGCUCCCAACUGGCCUAUCUCAAGUAACCUCUCCAACGCAGCUAUCGCAGUUCGAUGUAACAUCGACUCCUUCACGCUUACGAUCUCGCGCAGGCACUGUGAGCAUGCGACCCGUCCCGCCACCCAAACCUGCUAGUGUGUCCUCGCCCAAAAUUUUGUCGCCGCUGCCCAGUGAUGCCGGAUCUUCGAUCCCUCGGCUGUCCAUAUCCCCUUCAGCGACUUCGAGACGACCAUUGACCAUGAUUGGACUCCCCGCUCACCCCGCUGUUAAUCGACGGAUGUCAUCGGCACUUGGGAGAUCAGGUCCAUCGUCUGCACUCCCGCCUCCGCCAACAGUUAUUGAACCCGAAGCUCAAAGUGGAAUACCUCAGUCAGUGCGGCGCCUCUCACCUCGCCCCUCACUAGAGAGCAUCGAGGAGAGCAGCGGGCAAGCGUAUUCCGUAGACCUUGUUUCGCCGGAAGACGCAUACGCAAAACAAACUACCUCUGCCACGUUGCCCAAACCACUAGUUUUGGGGACUCCGUCCGAUUUGAGCCGAGCCAAAACAAUGCCGAGUUCAAGGGGUAGAGAUCGUGAGAGAAGGGCAAGUGUGGUUUUACAGAAAGCCAGGGCGUACGAUCAAUCCAGUGAAACGGGUGAUGCCCCGAUGAAGAUUACUAUGUCCACUCUCGCACAGUUUCCAACGCCUCCGCGCCCUCCCCUGCCACCAUUACCGAAUAAUAGGCCCCCAGUAUCCAGAUUAGACCGGUCAAAGUAUCCGUUCGCUUGA
This is a messenger RNA of Fibroporia radiculosa, 4194 nucleotides long. RefSeq lists its product as uncharacterized. The transcript has 15 exons. Bases 1 to 4194 code for a protein of 1397 amino acids. The record is from RefSeq and is a predicted model, not a curated record. Lineage: Eukaryota; Fungi; Basidiomycota; Agaricomycetes; Polyporales; Fibroporiaceae.